Messenger RNA from Olea europaea var. sylvestris, 1823 nucleotides. RefSeq names its product eukaryotic translation initiation factor 3 subunit H. Lineage: Eukaryota; Viridiplantae; Streptophyta; Magnoliopsida; Lamiales; Oleaceae. The coding region runs from base 91 to 1104 and encodes 337 amino acids. Gene Ontology annotation, cellular component: cytoplasm; eukaryotic 43S preinitiation complex; eukaryotic translation initiation factor 3 complex. The record is from RefSeq and is a predicted model, not a curated record. Gene Ontology annotation, molecular function: protein binding; metallopeptidase activity; translation initiation factor activity. The transcript has 11 exons.
GGAAUCGCUGGGGAUUCUCUCAAUAUCGCCAUUGAUUCCGUUACAUUCUUCAGCACAGGCACAUCGACUCUUUCUCUAGAUAAGCACACCAUGGCUACACAAGGACGGUCUUUUUUACAAGUGGCAGCAACGGAGGAGGCCGCCCCGCUCCUCAGAGUCGUUCAGAUCGAAGGACUGGUUAUUUUGAAGAUAAUAAAGCAUUGCCAAGAAUUUUCUCCAGCUUUGGUUACAGGACAACUGCUUGGGUUGGACGUUGGCAGUGUUCUUGAAGUUACUAAUUGUUUUCCAUUCCCGAUCCGGGAAGAAGAUGAAGAGAUUGAAGCAGAAGGUGCUAAUUAUCAGCUAGAAAUGAUGAGGUGCUUGAGAGAAGUUAAUGUUGACAAUAACACUGUUGGAUGGUAUCAAUCAACAUUAUUCGGCUCUUUUCAAACAGUGGAACUCAUAGAGACUUUCAUGAACUAUCAGGAGAAUAUUAGGCGAUGUGUUUGUAUUGUUUAUGACCCAUCAAGAUCCAACCAAGGCGUCCUAGCUUUGAAGGCUUUGAAGCUUGCUGAUUCAUUCAUGGAUCUUUAUAAAAAUAAUAACUUCACUGGAGAGAAGUUGAGGGAGAAGAAUCUUUCAUGGGUGGAUAUCUUUGAGGAGUUCCUGUAUAUUAAGGUUUCAAAUUCUGCUCUUAUCAGUGCUUUUAUGACUGAACUGGAGACUGAUACUCCUGUCAAACAGUGUGACUAUGAUAGGUUGCAACUGUCCACCAAUCCAUUCUUAGAGAGGAAUAUGGAGUUUCUAAUCGAAUGCAUGGAUGAUUUGUCAAUGGAGCAACAAAAGUUUCAAUUCUAUUAUAGGAAUCUUUCUCGUCAACAAGCUCAGCAGCAAGCCUGGCUUCAGAAAAGAAGGACUGAAAACAUGUCACGAAAAGCUGCUGGAGAAGAACCAUUGCCCGAGGAGGAUCCUUCAAACCCGGUUUUCAAGCCUAUCCCCGAGCCUUCACGAUUGGAUAGUUUUCUCAUAACGAAUCAAAUUUCCAACUACUGCAACCAAAUUAACGGUGUUGCUGGACAAAGCUUUAGUAGACUAUAUCUGAUGAAGGCUUUGCAUGAGGAUUGAGCAAGUGCUAGCAGAAUGAAGUCUCACGUUUUUGGUAAAAAUAAAAAAUAAAAAAUCGAUGUUUUUGCUAUAUGGGUCUUCUUUAUUUAACUUUUGGUUGAUCCCUUGUGCUAUUAUCCAGACGCAUAUUAGCCAUUAGAUUGACAGGCAUGAGAAGUCAGCAUUUCCCGUAGUCAUAGAAUCGACUUUGGUUUGUAAAAGCAAGAAUUGAAACUGUUUUAUUACUUUGCAUGACAUUGUGUCACUUGGACCUGCAUCGCGUCUCCCCCUUGACCCCACCUCAUUAAGCGUGUUUCCCAUAAAAAUCCUUGAAGCCUGUGAAUUCAUUAUUAGGGACAGAUCCAUGAAACAGUUGUAACUACUGAUAUUGCACUGCUAUGGCUUUCCCUGAUUCCAGCCUGACCCGAUCAUCUCCGGUGGCAAGAGAAACUGAUAUGAAUCCGAGAGACCGGUCGUUUUGAACCAAGAUUUUGAGGCCUCUUCUUUAGAGUUCAAAGUAUUCAAUCAGAAUAACCGGAUAAUCCGGUCGUUCUGGGCCCAUGUAUAGUGAUGUUUCCUGGAUUCAUGCCUGUGAGAUGUAUAAUGUGAAAAGUGGCAGAAACUAUGGACUAAUGUGAUUACUGUAAUUUAUCUUUGUUUAUAAGGUUUGUCGACAAAAGAUAAAUUGUUUCCCUAAUUUACUUUUAACUUUCAAAUGAAAUAGUUCUCUAGUACUAGAA